AUGAGCGCGCGCUCGCGAUCCGACCAGCAGGAGAAUGCGCCGGCGCCUCCCAAACAUGCUUCGAUCCCCCCUAAUCCCAGCAGUAGGCUCUCCCCAGCGUCGGCGCAAGCUUCCUCUCGGCCCAAAGCUGGCGGGGGCUCGCCCGCGGGCCAAGGAGACCUCAGCUAUUUCGAGACGACCGCUUUGGAGCCGACGCUGAACCCGGACGACACCAUUUCGGAGGACGCAGUCAGAGAACAUCUUAAGGAUAUGGAUUCGAGCUUCCUCCCGUCGUUGUCGCCAAUUCCUACAGGCUCUGCGGGUGCUGGGGCGACCGCCGAUGACAGCUUUGUCUUCGAUUCGCCCGCCAAACGAUCUGCGCAGCCUUCCAGGAGCUCUGCCCGGCCCGAGUCGUCGCAAUCUAGACCCCAGCUGAGAUACGAUUCGAGCUACAGAUCGAGACCGGAGUACACAAACGAGUUUGAGUUCAAUCCGGAGUCUGAAGAUGAUUUGACCAGAGCGAGCAACACCACAUCGAGUCUAGAGAGGUUUGACUCCUCGCCUGCAGCAGCAGCUGCCGCUCGUAACAUCUCCCGCAGCACAAGCAAACAGAACACUCCCAAGGUCCCCCAACAAGAGAACGACAAAAACGGACAGGACGAUUCCCUUGUAUUUAGCACCGAGGGCCAUGAUGCUUCUUCCUUUCCGGGUGGCCCUACUGGGCUUGCCCUGCGCAACAAGCGCCCCAAGUAUGUGCGCAGUGGCCGCUUCAGCAGCCAGCGAUCCUCGACUUCAUCCUUCGUGACCAAUCCCGAAUCGCAGGAAGACAGCGAUGCUACUGUGGGCACUGUAGGGCUAGGACUCGACUAUGCGCUACAUUCCGGAGGAGCGGUACCCAACACGGGCAUGUCUCGAUCUCCCUCUAAUCUGUUGCGAACUAUAAGCAUGGGCAGCAUGACCUCUGGUCUCGGCACUGAUGAGUUUGGCGACAAUACGCGCCAGCUGGAACCGCUGGCCGAGGUGGACACUCCUACCCGAGGAAGAGAGAGCAAUUACAAGAUGGUGACACCCAAGGCCAAAGAUAGCAUCAGCACAGCUCCUACGGAUACCGUCAUAGCUCAGCACGUUAAGAACGUCCACGUCCCGGAUUCGGUUGCGAAAGAGUUCAAAUUCCAAAAUGGCCUACAAACCCCACGAUUGUCUGGCUCUACCGCCACCGCGGUUAACAGCUCCAAGGCUACAGGCAAAGGCACUGGCAAGACCUGGACGCUAAAGGAGCAGAGCAGCACUAUUGAGAGACUCUCUAAAGAAAACUUUGACCUGAAACUCAAAGUCAUGUUCUUGAGCAAAAGGCUCGACACCUUGUCGGAAGAAGGUCUUAAGGAGAUGAUAUCCGAGAACGUUGAGCUGAGAACGAAUCUCGCGAUAACGACGCGAGACAACAAGAUUCUGCGGAAACGAGUCAAGGAACUAGAAAAGAAGGAGAAGGAAGAUGAAGAGAGACCGAGUACUGCUCGCAGCGCUGCCUCUUCGACGGACCAAACCGCCAAGAUGUACAACGAGGAGGCUCAAGAGCGGGAAGAGGAACUCAUGUUCUUGCGAGAGCGUGUCGAAACCUACGCCACUGAGAUUGAAAGGCUCCGAAGUGAGACUCAGGAUAGGGAGUCGGAGAAGAAGAAACUGUCGGACAUUGUCAAGACGCUCGGCGAGCGGUCUGGAAGCGACGCUUUCGGCCGCCAGGAGGAAGCAGACGUCUGGAAGGACUUGUUGGAGCAGGAGACUGCGCGCAGAGAGCAGUCGGAUGAGGACAACAGGAAACUGCGAGAUGAAGUUUUCCGGCUCAAGAAGGAGAUGUCUGGCGCUGGUUCGGGCAUGCUGCAUCAUACGACCAACAUUUACAACAUUACCAAGAAACCACGAGACCGGGGUGCUUCACCGGGCAGGCCCAUGUCCAGCGUGUCUGGCGAUGCCGAUGGUUCUCACGCCAACUUUAGUGCGGCCAGUACCUUGGUCGACGAACUGCGGCGGGAGAGCGAGCAGCUGCGCCACGAGAAUGCUGAACUUCGUCGUGAGGUUGGAGCCCAGACCUCUAUGCUGACUUCCAGAAAUCGCGAAAAAGAACGCCUGUACCAGGAAAUUGAGGAUCUCAAGAUGGCUCAGCGCCGCGGUGGUCCUGCUCCUUCUACUAUUGACAGUCUCCUAGAACGGUCCGCAUCUCGUGCAGGCGCUCUUGAGAGACCGAGCUCGAGGAAUAGUGUUCGGACUAGGCAGCUGACAGCGGAGGAUGAGGCAGAGCGCGAGGAAAUGGAAAACAAAAUGGCUGAGCUGCGCGACAAAGUUAGCGAAGUCAAACUGCAGAACCAGGACCUGCAGCGGGAGUUGGAGAGCUGCAUGGCCGACUUUGAGCUUGCUAUUAACCAGAAGCGCGAGGCGGAUGAGGCUCUCAUGAGUAUGCAGGAGGAGCUCGACAACGCGACAAACGACCUGAUUGCGCUGCAGUCAGAACGCGACGAAGCAUUGAGAGAGCAUGGUGAAAUGGAGGCCAACUUUGAGGACCUUCGCAGCGAGGCCCAGGCGGAGAUUGAUGCGCUAGAGGCGGAAGUUCAGCGGCUGCAGGCUGAUCUGAGCGACAGAUCCGAAAACUUUGAGAGCUUGCAGAAGGAGAUGCGACAGAUGAGCGAAGCCCUCCUUGGCCUUGAAGACGAGCAGGAGCAUAAGCUUCAACACAUUCAGCAGCUCGAGGAGGAGCAGGCUAACCAGACACACCGCAUCCAACACCUGGAGCAGGAGCAAGAAUCUUCCAACAAGGAGCUGGAGGAAUUGGAGCAGAAGCUACUGGAAUCCAACGAAAAGAACCAACGCCUUUCCGUCCAACAGGAGUCAUCCCAGGGCGAGAUUUCGUUCCUUCGGGAAGAGCAGGAGGCGGACAAGAUUCGCAUCGGUGAUCUGGAGGCGGCCCUUUCUAACUUGGAGAGAAGCUUGGAAGAUGAAAAAGAGCGAGUCAAGGAGCUGGAUAACCGGAUGCAAGAGGAGCGCGCCCAAUGGGAGGAUGUCACCACCAAGAAGGAUGCCGAUGUCCAGCAGAUAUUUGCUAACCUUCAGCGAGAGAAUGCUAGCGCCAAGGACGAGGUCAAGCGGCUGCGUAAAAGCUUGUCAUCUCGUGAGGUUGAGGCAACCGAGUGGAAGGAGAGGUUGCUGGAGCUGGAGAAUAACUUGAGGGAAGCUUUGGGUGACCUGAACGGCACCCGCUCUUCGCUGCUAAAGUCUAUUGCACGGAUGCAGCGUGAGCUCGAGAACACUGUCCGUGAACUUGACACUUCUAAAGCAGCAUUGGUCGAGAAGGACCGAAUCAUUAAGCAGCGCGAUUCACUAUUGGAGUCGCAUGCCCUGGAAACUCGCAAAAUCACCGAGCUACUCGAAAAGGAGCGGGUUGCCCACCGCAAUACCAAGUCUCAAUUCGAGUCGUUCCAGAAGACGCACCAGCAUCUCACUCGAACGGCCAGCACGCAAGAUGUCCGCAUUAGCGAACUGGAAGCUACCAGAGGCCAGGAUCGCCGGAAACUUGCCGUGCUGGAGCAGACUGCCCGCGAGCAGCUGCUGGAGAGGAACGAGCUGCUACUUCUUCUGUGGCACAAGCUGAGCACGCUCUGCGGCCGAGAAUGGGCCAACAACAACACACUCGUGGACCGGCAAGUUGUGCCGACGCUUGAAGUCAUUGCGAGUCGCCUGCCGGGAUUUACUAAGAAUCUCUUGUCUGCUGUUAAGACUAUUGAGGGCAUGUUUGCGGCUCUGCAGACAAAGAUCAAGUCAGUUGAGAAGGACCUCUAUCGCGAGUACCAAGCUCUCGAGAACAAUCUGGAUGUGCGAAUCAAGAAGCUUGAUCGACUAGAGACUAUGGUUCGCAACUCUGUUGCCACUGGGUCGCUGGGCUCUCACGAGGCGUCGAACCGGAUGCUACGUCUCGAAGAGGCAUAUCGUCAGCUCAAGGUGGAAAAUGCCACACUGAGGACUGCUAAUGAUGUUCGUGCUCGUGCGGCUCAUCAAAUUCCUGGAGCAGGCUCCGAGGCCAGUGCCGGUUCGCCGUCGGCUUCUCGUGGAACUGGCGAUCGUCCUUCCAAGAGCAGGGCGUCAUCCGCCGUGCGUGCUCCGUCCGCUUCUGGAAUCCCAGUAUCGUCGUCAAGGGCUGGACUCGGCCUCAUGGAUGCGUCAAAUUCCGACGGGUCGGUUAGCCAGAACGACAAUCGCUGGCUACUCAGACUCCGGGAUAUGGAGUACAAGCUGAAGAUGGAGCGAGAAGGGCGCAACCAAGACAGGCAGGCGGCAAGGCAGCGACUCGGCGGCUUGGAAACUGAAAACAGAGAUUUGAGAGAGAAGGUGAGGCGCGCAAACCAAGAUACCGAGUAA
Trichoderma harzianum CBS 226.95 is the source of this 4383-nucleotide messenger RNA. RefSeq lists its product as hypothetical. The coding region runs from base 1 to 4383 and encodes 1460 amino acids. NCBI's taxonomy places the organism in Eukaryota, Fungi, Ascomycota, Sordariomycetes, Hypocreales, Hypocreaceae. The record is from RefSeq and is a predicted model, not a curated record. The transcript is spliced from 2 exons. Gene Ontology annotation, cellular component: microtubule organizing center.